Molecule: messenger RNA, 3091 nt
Organism: Mycena citricolor
Lineage: Eukaryota; Fungi; Basidiomycota; Agaricomycetes; Agaricales; Mycenaceae
Source: the annotation of a GenBank genome assembly
AUUUACUCUGCACCUGCUUGUCUGCGGCUGGCUCCUUGCAGCCAAUCUCUUCAGGCUCAUUGAAAUUCAUGCCUGCGCAUUCUUCUCUGCGUCCUUGACGGUCUCUUUUAUCUGAUACACCUGCCCCAUCGUCGAGUGGCCUCCAUAUUCCCUCGACUGUGUCGUCUUCUAUGGUUUCUCUCCUCCCACUCGGCUCUUCUAUUCUGCUGCUACUGUCUCUCCUUUGUUUCGUACAUCCAUCCCACGCGCUUCCACUCCAGAAUGCCCCUGCUCGACGUGUGACCCGCGCACAUGUGGUCGUGCGACUAGCUGUACCCACAACGACCUGCGCUUCCACCUGCUCUACUCCUCCUGUCACUCGCACGGUAUCAGGGACGGCCACUCAGAACGCGGCUGCAAACGCAAUCACAGUUACGUACGGCACAAUUGCCUCAAGCGCAACUCCCACAGUGACUGCGAGCGAUUUUGGGUCGUGCGGCAGACCUGAAAUUGAAUUUGGGCCCGGAUUCGACGGGAAUGCAGGCAACACUUUUCGGGCGACUGACCAAGCUUCAUAUCCUGCCGCUUCUUCUGCGGAUAUCAACUCCGUUGCAAACUCCAUUUGCAACGCCCUGGCCACUACAUGCGGAGCCGAUAUUGUUGGCCGGACCACCUGCAACAAUGCGCUCACUGCAAUAUCGAGUCAGCCGUCGGACCAGGGGAUUGCUGCUGAUGUUUUCAACGCCAUUUUCGGAGUCGGGACUAACUUCCGGAACAUGGGCUCCAUCAGUGUGUCUGCAACUGCAAGCUCGGCGCCAGCAAUAGUCACUUCAUCGACCCAAAUCGCGACCUCAUCUUCCGCUGUAACCAGUACAAGUGUUGCCGCAGUCACAGUCCCUAGCACUCCCACAACAACUACCGCAAUUCCAACGCAGGUUUUCAAGCCCGCUCCGACUGUUGUUCCAACAACCCCCGCAUCUACCACACCGGUCCCGAUAACAACAGCCGUCGCUACAACUCCGAACACACAACCCGUUACUGUCACUUCCACUCCUCCUCCGGUUGUGACUCCGACCCCAACUACGACCACAGCACUCCCGGCCCCAGCACUCCCGGCCCCAUUGUCCCCAGCCCCAGCCCCGUCACCGGCAGCCUCCCCAGCGAAUUUACAAACAUUCAGUGGCACUUUGGGAAAUGUUGGUGCACCCACAGUGUCUAAAUCCGGAGAUAAGUUCGAAGUGCAAGGCAACGUCUUCAACGCAGAGCGUGACGCACAAGCCAGAUCUUGCGAUAUCCAGAACAAUGAUUGCGCUGACGCCGCUAACAAAUCAGGAAACAAGAAUGGUUUCACUGUCAGUGCUUGUACCACACAGCUUCAUCAAUGCUAUUCAGCCAAUGGGAUAUAAUUUGCUUGUCCACGAUCAGCCGUCGAACCAACCUGCACGUCUCAUCUCGUUACCCAAUCCCUCCCAUGUUCUCCUCCUGGCUUUGCGGCCUGAAAGUUCAGUUGCAAAGCUGACGGCUUAGUCAAGCGCGGCCCUUGGCAUGAAUUAGGACUUACCGAAGACACUCAUCCAGCCUCCAACGUCCUUUAUCAUUUUCAUGCGACUGCGAAACCGAUGUGUCUCCUGGGGUGUAAGGUGCCCCAGGAAGAAUUCGGCGACUCAGAGCAUAGAUCAUCCCUGCAACGAACGCAUCCUGAGCUCCCACUUCAUCAAUCACGCCGUCGUCGGGAACCUCUGUCCCCGUCGAAUCAUUGUCGUCGUCGUCGUCGUCAUAGUCGUCGGAGCGCUCGUGAUUCCAAUUCUGUGAUGGCGAUCGAGAGUAAGAUCCCGACGAGACCCAAGCCUCCGUGUUGCCGUCGGAAUUGUAGUGUGUCGCAGUAAAUGCACUGGACGAUGGAGAUCGACUCUCCCCACCGGCCCAGAAAUCGCUCCCGCUUCGAACUGACAAGACUUCGUUGGUAGGUUCAGGCGAGGUGCCGUUGGCUGCCCGGUGACCAUGCGAGGCUGGUGGAGGUUUGGGACGCUCCUCAACCCAACCGGAGCUCUGGAAAUACUCCUGCGUCGGAAGGGAGAGAACGGCGGCUCCUUCGGAACCCCAAUGGGCAACAAGCAGUGCAUGCGGCGGGGCAAUGGAGGUCAAGGAUAGCAGAAAGGCACGUGGGCUGGCAGCGAAAUUGGGUGAAUUGGCUUGUGCGUAGUGCUUGUUGAGAAACAGCACGUCAACAUGCGGUAUUAGCUAGUGAAGAUGUCACUCGUCAGUAGCUAUCCAGGAUGCAAGGCUGUCAAGAAUUCACACCGCUUCGACUCCUUGCCUGCCUUUACUCCUCCCUACAUCAACACUGAAGACGCAGUGUCUGCGCCACUUGCGUUCUCUUGCAAGUCCGUCUAUUCCAGUGAUGUUGUGCAGCGUCGUCUUAACUGAACGGCCCUCGAAGUGAAGCCAGUCCAAUGGAGCGGGGCUCUGCGCAGAAGAGCCAGCAGACACGCUGGGCGAAGGAGCCACAGGUGAUCCAGGAGAGCCAACGAAAUAGUUCUCGGGGCAAAGGAGCGGGCCGAGACUGGAAACAAAUUCUUCGUGCGUGAUAUCUGGGAGAGGAUUAUGGUUUAUAACCGUUCGCGUGUUGGGGUCAGCUGGAGCGCGUAGGUGAGCGGGAGCCUGCAAGCGUACAUGCAGACGCACGAGAUUCCAGGACCCAUGCACUCGGGACACCGGCACCGUCGACGACUUUACAAUAACGAGUGCUAACCCCUUCACGCUCGAGUUCUCUUAUGAUUGCUUGGCCCUCGGUAUUACCUCCCAAGGGCGCGACUAGAAGCGCUUCAACUUUGGAGAAUUGAGCCAGCAAACACAGAAGCGUGCUGGCCGACCCUCCACGCGUCUUGCUAACUGAAUGGGCCCGCGCAACAGUCGAAGGAGCGGGGUAGACGGGUAGACCAAGUGUGUGGGUGAGGAAUAGCGUUCCAGACGCGACGAUACGCAAACCACGUCCGGAUGUAGACGAAAGACUAGUGUUUGACUGUUCUUUGCGUAGUUUCGCCAUGGACAUACCAGUGAGGACCUUGAAUUGCGGAUGUCACGAAACGAUGAUCGCCUCAGGUCACGCUCC